Messenger RNA from Aplysia californica (California sea hare), 2044 nucleotides. RefSeq names its product methyltransferase-like protein 17, mitochondrial. The transcript has 15 exons. Gene Ontology annotation, cellular component: mitochondrial small ribosomal subunit. The record is from RefSeq and is a predicted model, not a curated record. The coding region runs from base 6 to 1625 and encodes 539 amino acids. Lineage: Eukaryota; Metazoa; Mollusca; Gastropoda; Aplysiida; Aplysiidae. Gene Ontology annotation, biological process: translation. Gene Ontology annotation, molecular function: structural constituent of ribosome; methyltransferase activity.
CCUCCAUGAACAAGGUUGGAGUCUUGUCAAAGCCUUCUAUUUUCCUGCGAAUUCUUGGUCAGUCUGGCGCUUCACUUGUUACAAUACGAGGACCUUUGUCUUAUUGUCAGGGUGUUUUCAUUUGUAGAAGUAUUUCGGAGUCUCAGGCUGACACAGAUGGCUUGCCGUUGAGCCACGUAAUUACCAGAGAGAGCAAGGUGGAUAGUUCAGUCGCCCAGCGACUUGAAGCACGACAGGGUAGUGCUAAUGAGUUCAUCAAGUACAGAGGCCAUGAUGGGGUCAUGAGGCGUACUCGGACACAGGUUCCCACUCGUUUGAUCAAGGCAAUGAAGAUCUUGAUGGAAAAGUACCCAAUGGAAUCAGUUACAGCAAAGGCAGAACAGCUUGUUAAGUACCUAACACAAAGACAACCGCCCCUGUCGGAUCAAGAAAUAAAUGAUAAAGCAGUGGCAGUUGAAAGGAAAUUGCUAGAAAAAGAUCCAAACAAGUUUGAAAAUUUGAGUGGAGCUGACCUAGAGGAUGCAAUAGAUCAACACAGAAAAGCUGUUUUGUCAAGGCUACGAAAGACUAUCUAUAACUGGAAACCAAUGAACUUUGAUGCUUUCACCUCUUACACCUACAUGGUUGGAAGGACGUCUUUUGACUUCUCUGUCAUUAUGCAGUGUUUUACAGAGAUAUCAAAACGAGAUCUGGACUUCCAGCCGUCCACUGUGUAUCACUAUGGGUCAAAGGUCGGGGCCUGUGUCUGGGCGGCUGACAAAACAUGGCGGAGCAUUGGAGAGCACUACUGUGUGGAUAGUUCGUCCCACAUGAGCACCAUAGCAAGGCUGUUGCUGCAAGAUGGUAACGAGCAGGAGACAGUGAUGUCUAUAAAGGGUGUCCACUUCAGACAGUUUGAGCCUAGCCCAAAAGAGAACAAGUUUUCCCUGGUGGUCAGCCCGUUCAUGUUGAUAGAACAACCCUCGGCCGAGGAGAGGAUGAACCUGGUCCUCAGCUUGUGGGAAAUGACCGAAUCCUACCUGGUACUGAUUGAAAAUGGGACAACAGCAGGAUUUAAUUUGAUAAAUGAAGCGAAGGAAUUUCUUUUGAAUGUUUCUCAGGUGGAUGGCACAAGCCGGUUCCAAGGUCACGUGUUUGCACCAUGCCCGCAUGACAAGCCAUGUCCCAAGCUGAGGGAACAGAAGAUGCCUUGUCUCACAGAGUGUGUCCACAAGGAAGUCGAUAUCAAGUCCAGUAAAUUAAGUGAAAAGCCCAAGAAAAAUGCAAGAUAUUCAUAUGUUAUUCUGAAAAAAGGAGUAAGAGAAGAAGAGGAGUUUGGCUGGCCGCGGGUUCUACGUCAGAUCAAGGCCAAGCGCCACACCCACUGCCAUCUGUGCCUGCCCUGUGGUCAGCUGCAGCAUGUGGUCAUCACUAAGGGCAAGUUUGACAAGCACACAUACGGCUGUGCCAGGUAUGUGACACAAGGCGAUCGGCUGCCUCUCAGUCUGUCCCGUCAGCCGGGUGCGGUGCCACACGAACCCUCAGAGGAGCACAUACCUGUUGACUGGGGGGAAGAAGAACCAGAACAGUCGGGAACUGGGGAUGAUGGGAACAGUGAUGACGAAACCACACCUCUGCAGAGAUGAUGAUGACCCAACAGCGAGAAUGUGAUGUGAAGUGAAGAGCUUUGUGACCAAACGGAAGGAGUUCCCCAGAGGGCCGGCCUACCAACAACACACAAGAGGGGAUGUUUUGAGUUUGAGCAGGACAUACCCUAAUCCUAACCUUAACCUUAACCCCUAAACCUUUACCCUAACCAAUUCUUGUGAAGUUUGCUCUGUUGACCUUGUCACGGUAAGUGCCGGCCCUCUGCAGAACUCCUCCUGACCAAACAUGUAGUCUAUAAAUAGUGAAAAACAUAGAUGCGGUUGAUUAUUAUAUUCUCUGUCUGACUGUAUUGAAGAAAAAGCUCAAUUGAAGCAGUAUAGAGUCAUUAGUUAUUUUAUCUCGCUGAAAUAUAUUCUGAAGUUGUCCCCACACCAACCUGAAGGGAGGUGGAGUUGUG